Molecule: messenger RNA, 588 nt
Organism: Anopheles coustani
Lineage: Eukaryota; Metazoa; Arthropoda; Insecta; Diptera; Culicidae
Exons: 2
Coding region: 33-548 (171 amino acids)
Source: RefSeq, a predicted model, not a curated record
AUUCAAAUAAAAGUGCCAUCCAAAGUUAAGGGAUGUCUCUGAAUAAGUGCCUUGUAUUCGCCGUUGUGCUGGGGGUGGCUUUAUUUGGAGCAGCAUCCGUUGAGGGUGCUGCACUGAGGCGAACGCCGCGUCAACUUAGCAGCUUGCUGACUUUGAGCGGUGAAUCGAACGCCAGAAUAGAAAAUGGCACCAUCAUCUGCGACACGCUCAAGUGCCCGCCGGAAUCGUUCAAGUGCGUGAUCGUCAAAAACUCCACCAAGGACGACGAGAACAAGAUUCAAGUGACGCGCGAGUGCCUCGAUCCGGCGGGCAAGGCGACGGCCAAGACGCUCACGACCGAAGCGUCCAGCUUUCCGGGCCAGCAGUUCGAGAGCUACGCCGAAAUCGAUAAGAAUGGCAACAUUGCAUCGUUCGACAACCGGGGCAACACGUACAACCACUCGGGCGACGGUGACAUUCACUCCUAUCUCUACCAGCAGAUAGAGGACCUUCACAAGGCGAUACUGGAUCAGCUGUCCACCGCCGGCAAUCCGUUCCCGGCCAAGUGAUAGUGUCUAGAUUUUAAUGAGUGCACGACGAAAGAAUAAA